UACAUCCCCCAAGAGACCUAGUUUUUCAGUGUUUUUCAACCUCUUGUUCCAGGAACAACUGCAGAACUGGAUUCGGGGCAAUGUCAGUGCUUGUCCCUAUUCCAUCUUCAUUUUUGAUGAGAUGGACAAAAUGCACCCAGGUCUCAUUGAUGCCAUUAAGCCCUUCUUAGACUAUUACGAGCAAGUUGAUGGAGUGUCCUAUAGAAAAGCCAUCUUCAUCUUCCUCAGCAAUGCAGGGGGUGACUUAAUUAAUAAAGCAGCUCUUGACUUCUGGAUAAGUGGAAAGCGCAGGGAAGAGAUUCAGCUAAAAGACCUGGAGCCCGUGUUAUCUGUAGGAGUCUUCAAUAACAGAAAUAGUGGACUGUGGCACAGCAGCCUCAUCGACAGGAACCUCAUUGACUACUUUGUCCCCUUCCUGCCGCUGGAGCACAAGCAUGUCAAGAUGUGCAUCAGGGCUGAGAUGAUAGCCCGGGGUUAUGCUGUUGAUGAGAAGGUUGUCCAAGCAGUGGCUGAUGAGAUGACAUUCUUCCCAAAAGAGCAGAAAAUCUACUCGGAUAAAGGCUGCAAGACUGUACAGGCCAAGCUGGAUAUUCAUGAAGACGCUGUGAUGAGAGAUCCAAAAGCCAAGGGUUGA
Messenger RNA from Antrostomus carolinensis (chuck-will's-widow), 634 nucleotides. Its product is annotated as torsin-1B. Gene Ontology annotation, cellular component: endoplasmic reticulum lumen; nuclear envelope. Gene Ontology annotation, biological process: protein localization to nucleus; nuclear membrane organization. NCBI's taxonomy places the organism in Eukaryota, Metazoa, Chordata, Aves, Caprimulgiformes, Caprimulgidae. The record is from RefSeq and is a predicted model, not a curated record. The annotation marks the transcript as partial. The transcript has 3 exons. Gene Ontology annotation, molecular function: kinesin binding; ATP hydrolysis activity; ATP binding.